This is a messenger RNA of Arachis ipaensis, 810 nucleotides long. RefSeq lists its product as uncharacterized. NCBI's taxonomy places the organism in Eukaryota, Viridiplantae, Streptophyta, Magnoliopsida, Fabales, Fabaceae. The record is from RefSeq and is a predicted model, not a curated record.
AUGGAGGAACAGUCACAAGAACAGAGGACCAUGGUGAAGACUCACACUCCCUCCAUUCCAUAUCCUCAAAGGUUUAACAAGGAGAUCAAAGACCAACAGUUCCCUAAGUUCCUAGAAGUGUUUAAGAAGCUAGAGAUCAACAUCCCACUUGCUGAGGCUCUAGAACAAAUGCCUUUAUAUGCAAAAUUCCUCAACGAGCUUAUCAACAAGAAAAGGAGUUGGAAUGAGAAGGAGACGGUCAUUCUAACACAAGAAUGUAGUGCUGUCAUACAAAGAGGUCUUCCUCCAAAGCUCAAAGAUCUAGGAAGCUUCAUCCUAUCCUGCACUAUAGGCAACAGAACAUUGGACAAAGCUCUUUGUGACUUAGGAGCCAGCAUCAAUUUGAUGCCCCUCUCACUAAUAAAGAAGCUUGCAAUAGAGAAAGUCAAGCCCACCAGGAUGUCACUCCAAAUGGCUGACAGAUCACUUAAGAUACCAAAUGGGGUUGUGGAAAACUUAUUAGUGAAGAUUGGAGAGUUUAUUUUCCCUGCUGACUUUGUUAUCCUAGACAUGGAAGAAGAGGGACAUAGUUCAAUCAUAUUGGGACAGCCUUUCUUAGCAACAGCAAUAGCCAUCAUUGAUGUGGAGAAAGGGGAGAUGACCCUCAGGGUGCAUGAUGAAAAGAUGAUCAUCAAUAUCUUCAAAGCCAUGCAAUACCCUCUAGAGAAGGAAAGGCAUAUGAGAGUAGAGAUGAUAGAAGAAGUGGAGGAGGAGCUACUGGAAGAUGACAACCAGGAGAAACAAGAAGAGGAAAUGGAGGUGGAACAAUAG